AUAAUGUCAUAUUUAAGAAGUCACAAAUUUAGUGUGAAUCCUAAAGUUUUAAAACAAUAUGUAGAGAAUGAAGUAUUCCCAUCCUUAGGCAUUGAAAAAAAGACAACAAUAUGUAAGAAAACGGCGUGGAAAUGGCUUAGAAAAUUAGGUUGGGAGUGUAAAGAGUGGAGAAAAGAUAUAUAUGUAGAUGGACACGAACAAACAGUUUUUUUGCCAAUGAUAGAGGAAUUGGAUCCUGUUUUUUUUGAAUAUGAUGACCAAGAUCUUACUAAACUAGUAGAAAAGAGCAUUCCCUCUGAAAAAAAGAAACAUUGUGUAAUAACGUAUGACGAGACAACAUUAGCCACAAAUGAUGAUGAAAAAACGGGAUGGGGCCCCAAAGGUGAACAUAAAUUACGUCAAAAAGGACAGGGCAGGUGCAUUCAUGUUAGUAAAUUUUUGUGUGAACCACUGGGCCGAGUUCAUUUAACUGAAGAACAGCAUGCAGCUCACCCCAAAAUUUCAAAAUGUUAUGUUACAGAGUUAUUAGAAAUUGGAGCGAAUUAUGAAG
Molecule: messenger RNA, 550 nt
Organism: Racocetra persica
Lineage: Eukaryota; Fungi; Glomeromycota; Glomeromycetes; Diversisporales; Gigasporaceae
Source: the annotation of a GenBank genome assembly